Cataglyphis hispanica is the source of this 1179-nucleotide messenger RNA. Its product is annotated as odorant receptor 4-like. Gene Ontology annotation, molecular function: olfactory receptor activity; odorant binding. Gene Ontology annotation, cellular component: plasma membrane. Gene Ontology annotation, biological process: detection of chemical stimulus involved in sensory perception of smell; sensory perception of smell. The coding region runs from base 1 to 1179 and encodes 392 amino acids. The record is from RefSeq and is a predicted model, not a curated record. The transcript is spliced from 9 exons. NCBI's taxonomy places the organism in Eukaryota, Metazoa, Arthropoda, Insecta, Hymenoptera, Formicidae.
AUGAUCUGCGUUGAGACUCAACAUUUUAAUCUCAAUCGGAUCCUUCUACUCGCAAUCGGCUUAUGGCCAUAUGAAAAAUCGAAAUUUCGUAAACUUCAGGCAACUUUAUGUUUUGGUAUUUUGACAAGCUUUGUUAUAUUCCAGUUGACAGCGUUGAUAAUUGCAAACUGUACUGCUGACUAUGUCAAAAUUUUUUCUUCUGCAACAUUCUUUAAUAUUUGCAUACUGAAUUACAACAUGUUCUGGAUUAAUGGUCAUCAUGUAAAAAAUAUGUUGCAGCAACUACAGUGUUUCUGUAAUGAGCUAAAAGAUGAAAACGAAUUUGCUAUUUUGAAAAAGUAUGGACAUUACUUCAGACAGUUUACAAUUAUAUUGAUAGUGAUGGCGAUAUGCUGGUUAUUUAUUAUUACUUUCGUGCCUAUUUGGCCACAGAUUUUUGGUAGUGUCUUGUACAUAAACGAAUCUCAACUACAGAGUCAGAAAAUACAAAUCAUGACUGAAUACUUUAUUGAUCAAGAAAAAUAUUUCUACUUAAUUAUGCUGCAUAUAAACGCAGCGAUUUGUAUUGGGGUGACUACGUUAGUAGGGACGGGUACGUUGCUGUUAGGAUGCAUUAUACACAUCUGUGGAUUGCUUACAAUUACAAGUUAUCGUGUGGAGCAAAUAACGACCAAAACGUCUAAAAAUAUUAAGAAUCAAACUAUGAUUUAUAACAAAAAGAUAUUUUACGCCGUCGAAAUACAUUACAAGAUUAUAAAGUUUUGCGAAUGUUUAUGUUCUAAUUUUAAAGGCUCUUUCUUUUUAUUAUUAAUAACUACGGUGAGUUCCUUGAGCCUGAAUCUUUUUGGAACGUUUCAAAAUGCAUCGCUUGGAGAUAAUAAAGGAUUUUUAUUACAUUUAUUAUUAUCAUUUGCUAUCAUUUUAUUCAUGUUUCUAGUUAACUAUUUCGGACAAGAAAUGAUAAAUCACAACAAUCACGUGUACUUCACAGCGUACAAUAGUCAGUGGUAUAAUGCAUCAUUACACGCACAGAAGAUGAUACUCUUUAUACUGCUACGAAGCAGUAAAGAUUGUAAUCUCAAUAUCGGCGGAAUGUUUGUAGCAUCUUUCGAAUGUUUCUCCUCGCUAAUAAAAACAGCAGUGUCUUACUUCACCGUUAUGUAUUCUAUAGAGGAAUAA